GGAGGAGGAGGAGGAGGGGGCGCCUGGCCUGGCCUGGCCUGUAGGGGGCGCCAACAGGCCCUCGCGGUUGUCCCCUCUCCCGGAUUGGGGGCCAUUGCCCGCCCCCGCCUGUAAAUGCCCCUGGCCCUUCUUGCUCUGCAGGCUGGCACUUCUUGGCUGGCACCUGGGCCAAGCGGCAAGACGGAGAGGGCAGAGCUCCCUCUUCACCUACACUGCAAAAAUGAGAGAACAUAAAAGGAAGCAAAGAAUCAACGUGUUUAGAAUGAUUGGCAAAAUGGGUAAACGGCUUACCUGGAGUGAACAACUUAUUUUGAAUGAAAAGCCUAAAAAAGACCACGAUAAGUCUCAUUCGCUUGUUGCCUUCGAUAAGGACUUGGAAAAAAAAGACAGAAGGAAUCAUAGUAUUCAGUGGGAUUUGGAUGUGCAACCUCUUAUCUCCUCUGUAAAAUGGCUCCAGCUUCAUGGGCUCAAGAAGAAUAAGAUGACCUUUUCUCAGAUUUUGUCCCAGAUUGGAUUUCGUCACAAAGAAGAUUAUGUAUCUAUCUUGGGGAAACUUGUGGCUUCACGAUAUGCAAAUGGACUGUAUCGCCAAUUCAGGACAGAGCCAGAUGGCAAGCUGUAUAAAUUGACAGCCAAAAAAGAUCUACUCGUUGAUUUUGUGGAUUGUCUUACUGAAGCUAUUGAACUAUAUAAACAAAGAAUGGAGUGGUUGACCACUGAAAGCCGGCAAAUAUUUGGGGUGAUUCAAGAACAGAGCAUUACCAUUGUUAUGGAUUUUGGUGUUGCUUCUAGAGCUGAGUUUGAUCUGUGCAGAGAAGCACUUUCAAUGGUAAUCAGACAGCAAGUGAUCCAGAUCACCAAAUUUAAUCUCAUUCAAGGGGCUCAAGAUUUUGUGAAGUGGCAGGACAGUGCCGUUCCUGUUACAGAGGAAACCAUAGAAGCUGCCAUUGAGUGGCUCUGGAUGAUGGACCAUGUGCCAGCUGUUUGCCACACUGGCCCCACAGAAGCUCUCUUGGAGGCAUUGUUUGAUGAUAUGACAGAAGCAGUCUACUAUUUUGUCGUGGGUGAUAUGCUGGAAUGCACAAGGCAUUUGCUAUUGGAGAAGAUAUCACAGAUCUCAUGCCCGGUCCAUUCUGUAUCUUUCAAUGCUAGAGAAGAAGACACCAUCACUUUCUUGAAGGAGCUGAGCCAACUGACCACUGGCAGGUUCCAUGCAUUUGCUGAAAGAACUGAUUAUGUGGUCAUGAUGGAAACUUCAGUGACUGAAGAGGAUGAAAAGUAUUUAACUGCCCAGAAUUCAAGAAAACUGAAAGGAAGUCUGCCUAUAGGAACAGGUGUCAGAGAAGAUGUAUACCUGAUCUGGAAGGAGCUGGAAGAAGCAAGGAAUGCAUUGACACAAGUUCAGAGGAUUCUGAUAGAAUUAGAGCAAUCUGAAUGUGUUCCAGUUUCCAAAACUGACAGCUCAGUACAUGAAUCAAAUGUCAAGAUUUAUGUGAAUUCCAAGGAGUGGCUUCAGAAGAAUGGUUUGAAGGCACAGAAACUGACCAUCUCCAGAGCAUUUGCUGAUUCUGCAUUUCGUCAUGUAGAUGGAAUUGUUGACAUAAAAACCAAGCCGCAAGAUGAAUCUUUGCAGACUGAUGCUGAGGCCAAUAAAAAGAUAAUCCAUGCAAAAUACUGUGAUGGUUUUCUUCACACAGUUUUGGAGGAUGGUUCUAUAAUUCACAUACAUUUGGAUGAUGAACGUUGCAAGCAGUAUGAAGAGCAAAUGAAGAAUGCUCUCAAUCAAAUGGAAAGAAGACUUCAGGAACUGAAGAAAGGGAGCAGAGCGCUCUUUGGAGAUAUUAAAGAGGACCACAUCUAUGUUCUCAUUGAUACAUCUGAGUCCAUGAAGGAGAAACUGCCAGUAGUGAAACAGAAACUAUUCCAGCUCAUUGAAGAACAAGUACAGAACAAAACAAAAUUUAACCUUGUUAAAUUCGAUGUUGAGGCAGUAGCUUGGAAAGAGAAACUGGCUGAAGUUAAUGAACAUAAUUUGGAGGAUGCUUUAAGUUGGAUAGAAGAACUGCAAGUUGGAGGUUCUACAAAUACACUGCAAGCACUUCAGGUUGCCUUUUGUGAUCCUGACACUCAAGCCAUUUACCUUCUUACUGAUGGGAGACCUGACCAGCCCCCAAAUACAAUUUUAGCCCAACUGAAACUUCAACGAAAUAUUCCAGUUCACACCAUUUCCUUUAACUGUGAUGAUACCGGAGCUAAUAAAUUUCUACAUGAGGUGGCUAGUGAGACAGGUGGACGGUUUCAUUACUAUCAUAUUCGUUUGAGGGACCCUGAUGCUCCAAAACCCUUUGAGUGUGAGGAUAUAUAUCUACUUAAAAAAGAAAUUGAACAAGGAGAAAAGGAACUGAAGAAAAUACAAACCUUCCGCACUGGCAAAGUAUUGAUGGAUUUGUUUAAUGGAGCAAAAGAUCCUCACGAUAAACAUCGCAGGCAGCAUGUCACUGUAACCCCACGAGUUGAGGGAAUGAAUCCCCCAUCCCCAAAUAGGCCACAUUGUGCCUCUGAAGAGCCUGCUUCGGCUUCACCACAACCUAUUAUGGAUGGAUGGCAGGCACGCUUUGAGAGUCCAGACAGAAAGAAGAAAGCUUUACAUGCAGAACAAACAAAGAGUAGCAUGCUUAGAUCUCAACGCUAUUCAGCAAAAUCUACUGAUCACAGUCAAAAUGGAAGGAUAUCUCCUGAACGAAAAGAGCAGAAGGCACCAAAAAUGGACAAAAAGAUGGAUAAAGACCUUUCAGAUAUCUCUUCAGCACGAUGGCUCAAGACGCAUGGCUUGGUUGCAAAGAGGCUCACCAUCAUGGAUGCCUUGGCUCCCACAGCUAUUCCCCGCACAACUAAAUACAUCCCGAGUCUAGACAAACAUGUAGUUUCAAGAGUAUUUGAUGAUGUUCUCCCCUUUGCCCAUGUGAGCAGUGAUAAGAAAUGUGUCACACUGAUUAAUCCUCAAGCAGUGGAUCUGGAUGCCUAUAAGAAGAGGCUGAAAGAAGCAAUAAAAACAUAUGAAAGGCGUCUUGACCAAAUUGUUUGGAGAGCGUUACCACAGGAAGAAAAAGAGAAGUUUGAACAGGGCAAGCCAGUAUCAUAUGUGGAUCAUAAGGAGUCAUUAUUAGAGGCCUUAGAAAAUGCAGGUUGGCCCAUUACCUAUGAGGAUGUGAUGCUGUUGGAAGAAGAGAUUCUGAUAGGAUUAACAUAUCUACAGCAGGCCAUUGAACUUCAGGAAGCUUCGAGAGAGGAAACCCAGAGAAUCUGCCCUCUCCGGAUCAGUCCCCCUAAAGAGGUAAAAAAGCAACCGAAAGGAAAAAUGAUUGACGCUCUCAAGGGCCGAAAAGUCAUUGCAAGAUCAGAAAGCACUGGAUUUUACUAUCCAGGGACAGCAAUAAGAAGUAUCACCCCUUUUUAUGCACUUGUUGAUUUUCUUCAUGGGCACACUGAGAUUGUACCAAUUAAAUUCAUUAUUGCUGUGGGUGGUGCCAUGCCUUGUCCUUCCUUACAGGUUGGAGAUUAUGUAUUUGUCAGAAUUAGGAAAACAUUGGGAGACGAGUAUUAUGUACCUGGUGUUGUGAUAGCAACCCCCCGUAAAACUGCAGCAGAUGAUAAGCUCUUUACAGUCUUGAAAUAUAACAACAGAAAGGAAUACUGUGUACGAAAUGGGCUUAUUAAAAUCAGUUAUAGAAGGUAUACCUGUUCCUGCUGCUACAUAAACAUGACACGAAUGAUGAAUUAUCUUGUACCAAACGUAAAGGUUGCAAAACACUUCCACAGAGGAGCUCCAGCUGAAGAGAGAGGGAGAAAAACAAUUGCUGUAGGAGGGGAUUAUAAGAAAGUGCACAGAAAAGGGAGAACUACAAGCAAGAAGGAAUAUCUCGAAGCAUGGGCUUCAUCGGAUUCUGAUGAGGAGUUGUUUCCUCCUAGUAGGACACUGAAGCGGAGAGAAAGUAGUUCCUCGCCACCUCCUCAUGUCAAAGAUGCAAAUGCAGCACUUGUUUCUUGUGGUUCACCACAUCGUAAUUCUCUGAGAGGUAGAAAGCAGCGGUUAUCUUCAAAUGCUUCCGAGUAUAGGCUCCUGAAGAAUCUUUGCUACUCCCACGAACCUUCUGGGCACCAGAAGAGCGUCUCUCCACUGGUUAGCAAAACUUUGAGCAGCAUAAGCAACAACAAUGACAGCCGAAGCAGCAGCAAUAGCAGUGCUAGCAAGGUCUCCCUUUCCAGCAUUGAGAAGGUGGAAGAGUUGGCAAGGCGGCUUCAGCAGUACCACAUCGCUCAAAGGAAAGGCCACCCGACCAACAGUAAAUGAGAAACUGUGCAGGGCAGUUAGGGGAGCAGCAGGGAAUGGCCACUAGCUGCUGAACUUCAUUAUAUCCAUACUAAAUAAACAAUUUAAUUUGA
This is a messenger RNA of Anolis carolinensis (green anole), 4443 nucleotides long. It is a transcript of the gene vwa3b, whose product is annotated as von Willebrand factor A domain containing 3B. Bases 221 to 4351 code for a protein of 1376 amino acids. The transcript has 29 exons. The record is from RefSeq and is a predicted model, not a curated record. NCBI's taxonomy places the organism in Eukaryota, Metazoa, Chordata, Lepidosauria, Squamata, Anolidae.